Molecule: messenger RNA, 765 nt
Organism: Adineta steineri
Lineage: Eukaryota; Metazoa; Rotifera; Eurotatoria; Adinetida; Adinetidae
Source: the annotation of a GenBank genome assembly
AUGAAUGUAUUUAAUUAUACUAUUAAUGCUGACAAUCUUCCUGAAGAACUCGUAGAUUGUGAGAUUGUUAAUGAUGGAUCUUCUUGUUCAAUCGAUGUUUAUUGGCAUGAAAAUCCAAUACGUACAGAAAUAUUAUUAGAAGCUGAAGGAAAGAAAAAACAGAUCGAUAAUCUUCAUAUGCUUUAUAUCGAUAUUGGACUUGAAGGAGAUCAACCUAAAUUAGAACGUGGCCUUAAUUAUGAAUGUUCAACGAAUAAUUGUAAUAGUUUGAUGGUUUUAAAAAAUUUAUUAAGUUCAUUAACAUUUAAUGAUAAAUUUGAGGAUCUUGUACCGAUUCUUUAUCCGACUGAACCAUUCGAUAGUCAUUGGUGUGGAUCUUUCUCAAACAGUACAUCAAUAUCCUGCUACAUUAACCCAUCUCCAGAACUGUGUGACCAGUGCUCGAUAACUUGGAUGAAUACAAUGAAUCAUACAGAGAUUUGUAGUGUUUGUGAUUCUCCUAAUACUCCUCAUAGUAAGAUAUUCCGUACUGUUAAUUUUAACAUGACGAAUCGAGUACGUUAUGAAGGUCGAGAAGUUCAAUGCCGAUCAAAAGAUUGUGGUUUAUCCAAUAUAAUUGAACAAAUUGGUGAAAAGAGUACAAUUAUAUUUGAUUUGGAUAAAUUCUUAAAUCCAACAUCUCAUAGUAUGAGAACAGUUUCGAAUGACUUCAGUAAAAUAAUCUUUAUAUUUAUUAUGUUAAUCAUAAAAUAUUUUAUUGAUUGA